Thlaspi arvense is the source of this 873-nucleotide messenger RNA. Lineage: Eukaryota; Viridiplantae; Streptophyta; Magnoliopsida; Brassicales; Brassicaceae. The record is from the annotation of a GenBank genome assembly.
AAGAAGAAGAGAGAGAGAGAGAGAGAGAGAGAGAGGCUCAUCAUAUUCAUAUAUAUAGAGAGAGAAUUGCAAAGGGAGAGAGAGAGAGAGAGGAGAUUAAGAGAAAGAAGAAAAAUGGGAAGAGGGAGAGUAGAGUUGAAGAGGAUAGAGAACAAGAUCAAUAGGCAAGUGACGUUUGCAAAGAGAAGGAAUGGUCUUUUGAAGAAAGCAUACGAGCUUUCCGUUCUUUGUGAUGCAGAGGUUGCUCUCAUCAUCUUCUCAAAUAGAGGAAAGCUGUACGAGUUUUGCAGUAGUUCGAGCAUGAUUCGGACACUGGACAGGUACCAAAAGUGUAACUAUGGAGCACCAGAACCCAAUGUGCCUUCAAGAGAGGCCUUAGCAGUUGAACUUAGUAGCCAGCAGGAGUAUCUCAAGCUUAAGGAGCGUUACGACGCCUUACAGAGAACCCAAAGGAAUCUAUUGGGAGAAGAUCUUGGACCUCUUAGCACAAAGGAGCUUGAAUCACUUGAGAGACAGCUUGAUUCUUCCUUAAAGCAGAUCAGAGCCCUCAGGACACAGUUCAUGCUCGACCAGCUCAACGAUCUUCAGAGUAAGGAACGCAUGCUGACUGAGACAAACAAAACUCUAAGGCUAAGGUUAGCUGAUGGGUAUCAGAUGCCACUCCAGCUCAACCCGAACCAAGAAGAGAUGGACUAUGGUCGUCAUCAACAACAACAACAACAACAACACUCUCAAGCUUUCUUCCAGCCUUUGGAAUGCGAACCCAUUCUUCAAAUCGGGUAUCAGGGGCAGCAAGAUCAUGGAAUGGGAGCAGGACCAAGUGUCAACAAUUACAUGUUGGGUUGGUUACCUUAUGACACCAACUCUAUUUGA